UAUACCAUUUCAUUUUUCCCAGUCGUGGCUUACGGCAUCAUUAGGCCUAACCUUAACCCCAGUUUUAGUGAAUAAUCAUUUCCAUUUUUCUUCCUUUUCUGUCUACAUCUUCUCCCAGUUUGGCUGCUGCUUCUUCUAGAAUCUGCAAGAAAUGUUUUUUCAUCGUUUGUUGUUGAAAGCCUUUAAGAAGAGUUGUUUUUAGUUGCAGACGAAGUUGAUGUGGUGGGGUUCUUUCUUCCAUGUGCAAGUUGUUGCUUGUGAAGGAGAGGAGAAGCAGAGGCUGCUAUUUGGGUCAAGAAAUUGAAGUGGGCACUGCAGUUUUCAAUAAAAUUUUUUAGAUUUCUUGCCUUGCUUCAAAUGUUUGCUGCUCUCUUGGAGGUAUAAUAUGGAAAGUAAAAAAGAGGUGACAGAAGAUUCGAUGAAAUUCAUGGACGAUAGCUUAGAAUCGACAGAAGAAAAUGGUUUGUCAGAUGUGCUAAUUAAAAGGUUAGAGCCACACCAUCUUCUUGUUCUAAACACAUCCCGUUCCUGCUCUGUUGAAUUCGGUGAUCAGAAAUUGUUCCUCCAUGGCCUAGAUAAGAAGCUUCCGAGGCAUAUAAUAAGUUUCGACGAAAGACACUUAAUCCGUUGCCUUAAAUUGAUAAACGAGCAUGUCUCUGGAGUAUCAUUAGGCAGUUUUUCGUCAAAAAUGGGAAUUUUAUCUCACAACUUGAAUUCCCAAGGUAAUAGCAAUAUGAUUGGUUUGGUGGCUGGGGCCGAAAAUAUUGUCCUUAACUCUAUAGGGGACGGGAUCGUUGGUGCAAUUACCCAUAGCAAGAGUAUGGUGAACAUCCUAAAAAGCCCGUUACUUGUCAAACUGGGCAGCUUGGAUUUCGAUGUUAACUCGGGGAAGACAAAUUUACUUGACAUUUCUGAUUCCCCGAGCUAUCUUGGUGAUUUUAAUACCAGUUCAUCUCAGAAUCUGCAGUUUGAGAGGACAGUUGGGUAUAAGUAUAAUGGAUACCAAUCCAUACCCGAGCAAAGAAGUCUUGUUCCAAUUUCAAGUACAAACUCUACCAGUUCAGAUCAAUCGUCUUCUGAAACGACUGCUAUUUCUCAAGGAAUGCUCCAAAUCACGUGGAAAAACGGUUUACCACACUAUGUUUUCUCGACAGAUGGAAAGGACGAGGUAUAUGUAGCUGACUUGCUUAAGGUUAACUCGACCGAGGAUAAGUUUUUGGAUUAUGUUUACAUAUUUCAUUCGGGAUCGAGUAUUGUGGGUAGAAUGACAGUGUCUAAUUCGUGUACACUCGAUUCGAAUAAGUCACAGAUUCUGGAGAGGCAAUUUGUGCUGUACGGUUGUGGUGAUGGGUUCGUGGAUGAUACCCAAACCUCGAGUCACGCUCUGAGAAAGAACAAAAGACUAGCGAAGAGAGUGGCGGAUGUGUUUAGGACGGUCCAUAUGUAUAAGCAGAGAAGCGUGUACAAGUUUAGUGGAGCAAACGCAAUUCACGAGGAAAAUCCCGGGAUGGAAUCCGAUUCGGGUAUUGCUAGUGAUGCAGAAACUGUAUUUAUCCCUAAUCUCGAGUUGGCUGCGGUGGUUGUGAGAGAUCAUGUGUACAAUAGCCCGAAGAAAGCAGAAACCGGAGGGUGGGGGUUGAAGUUUCUCAAGAAAUCCAGGACGGGGCAGAAAAACGCGAGCUUAGAGGCCUCGAUACACUCCGAAUGUCCUUCUUUUAGUAGCGGUGAGUGCUCAACGAGCAUGGAUGUCGUAGUGCCGGCUGGUUUUCAUGGCGGGCCGAGAACCAGAAAUGGCGGUCCUUCUAGCCUACUCGAGAGGUGGAGUUCUGGAGGGCAUUGUGAGUGUGGAGGCUGGGACGUCGGGUGCCCACUAACUGUUCUCAACACUCGACCAAACAAAACCGACGCUUUCUCAGAAACACGCCUAUCUGAAGAUUGCAAAACUAUUGAUCUUUUUAUACAGGGCUCCCGGGAAAGUGUACCGAUCAUGAAAAUGGCAAACAUUCAUGAUGGUUUAUACUAUAUUCAUUUCCAAUCAACCCUGUUGUCUCUGCAGGCUUUUGCCAUCGCUACUGCUAUCAUCCAUAGCCGUAGUCCUAUCCUUCGAUCCAAAUUGUACAGGAAGUGAAGUGACAGCAUUAAAGAACUCCGAUACUUCUGCUACAUCCCAGUUUUCGCCAAAGUUUAGAUGAAUUUGCAGCUCUUUAUCCCCCGAUUACACGACAAAAGUAGCCAUGUCACAUGAUCCUAGUGUUCAUAGCGUUUUCUUGCUCAAAAGUUACAUCGUUUCGCGACCACUGAAAACUACAGAGUAAUAGGGCAGUGUUAGCUUCUGUUGAUGGUUUACAUGACAAAAAACUACCAUUAUUAGCUUUGUGCUUCGCGAAAUACGCGAGUACUUAACCAUGUUUUUUUUUUUUGGUUUUUUUGGAGCAAUUGAUGAAUUGAUAGGGUAUUCAAAAUCCAUGUAAAACUUAUGUAAUGUGUAAAGGAGCAUUUGAAGUUUUUAA
Messenger RNA from Ipomoea nil (Japanese morning glory), 2510 nucleotides. RefSeq lists its product as uncharacterized. The record is from RefSeq and is a predicted model, not a curated record. NCBI's taxonomy places the organism in Eukaryota, Viridiplantae, Streptophyta, Magnoliopsida, Solanales, Convolvulaceae. The transcript is spliced from 4 exons. The coding region runs from base 386 to 2128 and encodes 580 amino acids.